Molecule: messenger RNA, 753 nt
Organism: Ostertagia ostertagi
Lineage: Eukaryota; Metazoa; Nematoda; Chromadorea; Rhabditida; Trichostrongylidae
Source: the annotation of a GenBank genome assembly
AUGACGAUCCUGGCCGCUCCCGCUGAGGUUUUCGCUGGCAUAUUCUUUGGAACUGUAAUGGGAUUUUUGCUCCACGUCCUACCGAGAAAAGAAGUGAAAAACCUACACCUUAUUCGUCUAUCGCUUUUGUUCACAUUUUCCACCGCCAUUCUUUUUGCUACAAUUAGAUAUGGUGUGGACGGUGCAGGAGCCAUAGCAGUCUUGGUGGCUGCAUUUGUUGCCGGUCACUCAUGGAAGAAAGAAGGUCCCCUUCCCGAGGAGGAUCAUCUUGCCAAUCUCUGGCACCUUGCCUUUCAACCGCUUUUGUUUGGCCUAAUUGGAUUCGAACUCAGCUUUGAAAUGGUGCAGUCAAAUACCAUAUUUUUUGGGUGUCUUGUGCUUGGAAUCGGCUUGACGUUUCGUUUUAUCGCUUCUUUCUUCGCCGUUUUUGGUACUUCCUUCACCAUGCGUGAACGUUUCUUUGUGGCAGUGGCCUGGUUACCCAAAGCGACUGUGCAGGCGGCUUUGGCUCCAGUGGUCUUGGAUAUGGCUAGAUCAAAAGGCGAGAUCGAACCUAGUUAUGUCGACAAUGGUGUUGUGAUUUUCACCAUCGCCGUACUAAGUAUUCUGAUAACGGCUCCAGUAGGCGCUUCCUUGAUUCGUCUGGCAACACCUCUGUUGCUGACCAAAGAGCUGACCAAGGAUCAAAAAAGUAGCAAAGAAGCGGCUGAAGACGUUGAUGAUUGUACUAGUUCUCACAGUGGUACAGAUUGA